AUGGGGAAGACGCCGUCCCUGGCUCCUAGCCCUAGCAGGUGUCCCUGCAGAACCUCCCACUGGGUGGUAGCCGGAGAGUUUGACCAGGCCUCAAGCGCCGAGAACAUCCAGGUGCUGCAGAUUGCCCAGAUCUUCAAGAACCCCAAGUUCAACAUGUUCACCAUCAACAACGACAUUACCCUGCUGAAGCUGGCCACCCCCGCCCGCUUCUCCCAGACCGUGUUUGCCGUGUGCCUGCCCAGCGAGGCUGAUGACUUCCCCGCCGGCUCCCUGUGUACCACCACGGGCUGGGGCCUGACCAAGCACCCCAAUGCCAACACCCCCAACAAGCUGCAGCAGGCUGCCCUGCCCCUCCUGUCCAACGCUGAGUGCCAGAAGUACUGGGACAGCAAGAUCACUGACCUCAUGGUGUGUGCUGGAGCCAGCGGUGUGUCCUCCUGCAUGGGUGACUCUGGCGGCCCCCUGGUGUGCCAGAAGAAUGGCGCCUGGACCCUGGUGGCCAUCGUGUCCUGGGGCAGCGGCACCUGCUCCACCUCCAGCCCCGGGGGAUAUGCCCACGUCACCGAGCUCAUGCCAUGGGUGCGGGAGAUCCUGGCUGCCAACUGA
Messenger RNA from Condylura cristata (star-nosed mole), 606 nucleotides. Its product is annotated as chymotrypsinogen 2-like. Lineage: Eukaryota; Metazoa; Chordata; Mammalia; Eulipotyphla; Talpidae. Gene Ontology annotation, biological process: proteolysis. The coding region runs from base 1 to 606 and encodes 201 amino acids. The record is from RefSeq and is a predicted model, not a curated record. The transcript is spliced from 5 exons. Gene Ontology annotation, molecular function: serine-type endopeptidase activity.